Saccoglossus kowalevskii is the source of this 1072-nucleotide messenger RNA. Its product is annotated as transmembrane protein 33-like. NCBI's taxonomy places the organism in Eukaryota, Metazoa, Hemichordata, Enteropneusta, Harrimaniidae. Gene Ontology annotation, biological process: membrane organization; endoplasmic reticulum tubular network organization. The record is from RefSeq and is a predicted model, not a curated record. Gene Ontology annotation, cellular component: endoplasmic reticulum; membrane.
AUUAUUUUUUGUCGGUUAUUCAUGUAUUAACCGGUGCGAGAAUUUCCAUCUAAUAGGGACAGACUAAGUAUCAACUGAAGUAAAAAUGCCGGUCAUUGAAGAAGUACCAGAUGAUGAACCCACAGCUGGUCCAUCAACGUCAGGAAAUGAUGGUCCUGGUACCUCCAGUGAAGAUACUGCUCCCCCUCAACCUCCAGCUGGUUACAACUGGCAGGCAUUAACAGUUUAUAUAUCAAAUAAUAAAAUUAAUACGUCAUUAUGGUUAUCAAGAUGGUUCACCGUCGCUUGUUGUAUAGUAUUUAUAAUCCCUAUAUUUGGAUCUGGGUAUGCUUAUGCCGCUUAUCAACGUGCAUUAAUUAGUAAUGGACUCACGAGUGCGUUAAGAUUACAUCAGAGAUUACCACGAAUUCAGUUGACAAGGGAGUUCUUUGGAAUGAUGUUGCUAGAAGAUAGUUGCCAUUAUCUUCUUUACUCAUUGCUGUUUGCAAAUUCCCAUCCAAUUACACUGGUGUUAACUCCCGUCAUGCUGUAUGCAUUGCUAUAUGCCAUGAAUUAUACACGCACCCUACUAAAUAUGCUGAACCCCAAUGCACUACCUGGUGUACACAACCUCAUCAACAAAUUAGCUGCCAAACAACAGCAGAUAUUUCGAUUUAUAGCUUUAAAUGAGAUCAUCUUAAUGCCCUGCAUCAUUUUUAUGAUAUUCACGGGUAGAUGCUCACUGAUACUGCCGUUUAUUUAUUAUCGUUUCUUAACCUUUCGUUACACGUCAAGACGCAAUGCGUAUUGUAGAACAAUGUUUUAUGAAAUGAGAGUUGUUGCAGAGAAUUACAGCCGGCAACCAAAUUGCCCUGGUUUUGUCAGUAAUAUAAUAACAAAAAGUAUCAUGUUUUUGAAUAGACUGGCUCCACCCACAGCUACUGCACCACAACAACAGAGUUGAGGAUAGAUAACUCAGAUAUAUGUUUAUUUAGUUCUAAAUAAUAUAAUAUUGAGUGAAAUCAAUGUACAUAAAUAUAAUAGUGUAUUUAGAGUUGUGUGUCAUCAUGUGUAGUUACCAUAGUUAUGUAUG